CCAGGCAGGCGCAGCCAGUCGGGACUGCCGCCUCGCGCCGGCCGGACCUGCAGCUGCUGUGUGAGCCUCGAGCGCGCGCUGGUGGUCGGUGGGAGGGUGCGCGCGGACUCUUGCUGCUCCUGCUGCCUUUGCUGCUGCUGCUGCUGCUGUGGAUAAAAAAGGGGCGAUCAAAGCAAAGACGGUUCUGAAGUCUGCGCGCGAGGCUGGCUAGUUUGCAGAUCUGUAACCAUUACCCCCUUGCCUGUCUCUGACCUCACAACCCUGGACUGCCCACUCACCGUGACUGAAGAGGCCGCCAUGAGCCAGGAGGGGCAGGGUGACCCCCUCCAUGCAGACACCCCACCUCCAGAGAUGCUUGCACAGGCCCAAGAGAAGGCCGAAAUCCCAGAGACUGGAGAUGUGGAGCAAGUUAAGAUGGAGAACGAUGUUAAGGGGGUGAAUGGAUCGGAGUGUGAAUGUGAGGCAGAGGAACAGGUGAAUGGGGAUGAUGGAGAGAUGGAGGCAGAUUCAGAAGACGCCAGACCAGAAGAAGAACACAAUGGGGACGUGUUGGCCAAUGGAGAUGUGGAAGGCGAGAGGACAGAAGAAGAGCAGAUCGCUGAGGAUUCUAAAAAGAAUGGAGACAGUGAAAGCUGUUGCCUGCAGGCAGAGUCUGACCACAGCAUUGGAGACAGUGCUAAUGUCCCUAGCUCUGAAUGUGGUGGGCUUGGCGUCCCCCCACCUCCAUCGGACCAACCGUCAGAGGAUUCGGCAGAGCCGCAGGACCCUGUGAGGGUGCAAAACGGCACUGGCGAGGACAGCGAAGGGCAGGAAGAAGACGAAGGCUGUGACGAAGAGCCGGCUCGGGGGAACGUGGACAAGUUCAGCUCCACCUUUGAGCUUUCGGUGGAAGAAACGGACGCAGAGGUAGAGGAGGAAGAGGAGGUACAGAACCAGGACAGCUUCAGCUCUGCGUUUGAGCGCAUCGUGGAGCAAGCCAGUGGAUCCGCGGCACUUGAGGACGAGGAGGAGGACGCUGGCGAGGAGGAGCAGGACAGGACCAAGGAGACCCAGGACGGAUUCAGCUCCACGUUUGAGCGUAUCGUGGAGUCGGAGCUGCUGCGGGGCGGCACCUGCUACAGCAGCUUGGACUCGCUGGACGUGCUCUCGCUCACGGAUGAGACAGACAGCUGUGUGAGCUUCGAGGCGCCCCUUACUCCCCUCAUCCAGCAAAGGGCAUUGGUAGGGCCCGAGCCGCCAGAGCUGGAGCUGGAGACGGUGCAAGAGGGGGCCGAGACCCAGGAGGGGGAGGGAGAGGGGGACAAUGGAAUGGACGAAGCAGGGUCCGGAAGCCCCCUCCGGACCUCCAUCCCAGGCAGCAGGUCUGAAAAUGUCCUGAGCCAGCCGGCGCAGUGGAGCAUUCCUAAUGGAUUCCACAAUGACCUGCCAGUCAACAGGGAGAGGUCAGGAAUCCUGCCCAGCUCUGUCAGUGAUGCCAAUCUCACAGAUGGACUGUGUGACUCUGAGCUGGGCAGCCUGGAGACCCUGGAGAGGGGCAGCACGGAUACCCUGGCCAACGGUUGCCGUGCAGACGCAGAUGCUUCCAAGCGGCUGGCUAAACGGUUGUUCUACCUGGAGGGCUUCAAGCGGUGUGACGUGGCGCGACAUCUGGGGAAGAAUAAUGACUUCAGCCAGAUGGUGGCAUCGGAGUAUCUGAGCUUCUUUGACUUCACAGGGUUGUCUUUAGACAGAGCGUUAAGGAACUUCCUGAAGGCAUUUCCUCUGAUGGGAGAGACGCAGGAGAGAGAGCGAGUUCUAGUGCACUUUUCCAAACGCUUCUGCCACUGUAACCCUGAGGCCCUCACCUCCGAAGAUGGAGCUCACACGCUGACCUGUGCUCUUAUGCUGCUCAAUACAGACCUGCAUGGCCAUAACAUUGGGAAGAAGAUGUCUUGCCAGCAGUUCAUUAGCAAUCUGGAUGGUCUGAAUGACGGCAAAGAUUUUCCCAAAGAAUUACUUAAGGUGCUGUAUAACUCAAUAAAGAACGAGAAACUAGAAUGGGCCAUUGAGGAAGAGGAGUUGAGGAAGAGUCUGUCAGAGCUGGUGGAGGACCAGUGCGAGGCAGGGGGAAAGCGUGUUGUCAGGGUAACAGAUGGCAGUAACCCUUUCAUUGCCAUCCCUCUGCUGCUCAAUGCUGCCACCUACAAACACGGCAUCCUCAGCCGCAAAAGCCACGCAGACAUGGACGGCAAACGCACCCCAAGAGGACGGAGAGGCUGGAAGAAAUUCUAUGCUGUGCUGAAGGGCAUGAUCCUCUAUCUGCAAAAAGAUGAGUAUAAGCCAGACAAGGACCUGUCUGAAGUGGAUCUGAAGAACGCAGUGCGUGUGCACCACGCGCUGGCCACCAGAGCCAAUGACUACAGCAAGAGACCCAACGUGCUCAAACUCAAAACAUCAGACUGGAGAGUCUUCCUCUUCCAGGCUCCGAGUGAGGAAGAGAUGAUGUCAUGGAUCUUCAGGAUAAAUCUGGUCGCUGCUUUGUUCUCGGCUCCUGCGUUUCCUGCGGCCAUCGGCUCCAUGAAGAAAUUCUGUAGACCAUUGCUCCCAUCAUCUACGACCAGGCUCAAGGAGGAGGAGCAGCUGAAAUGCCAUGAGAGUAAACUGAAGCAGAUAUCUCUGGAGGUGGAGGAGCACAAGAAGAGCCCUCCAGAGCUCACGCCCAAGAGCAAAGAGACGGAGGAGUACCGCAUCAAAGAGCACUAUCUCACCUACGAGAAAAGCCGUUAUGAGACGUACGUCAACCUGCUGCAGGCCAAACUGCGCGUGGGGAGCGACGACCUGGACAAGAUUGAAGCCAGCCUGUUCAGUGGAGACGGCCGCGACUGCCACCUGCGCAAAACCCAAUCCAGCCCUUCCAUCAGCCAGGGUCCCGGACUCAACGGCCGAGCCGCUCAUAAAAACCCCGACAACCACAGCUAAAGGACUAUGCAGGGCUCUGUGAACUCCUGAACUGCAGUUAAGUGUGGCUUAACUGCAGCCUUGACGGUAUUGAGACAGCUGAGGCGGUUCUCUUUCUGGAAAAAGAGAGAAACGUGAACGUAGCAUUAAAAAAUGUCAUUAUUUCAGUGUACAGUAAAUUAUGACUAUUGUAAGUAUCCUUAGUAUUAUUACUAUUAUAACACCAGUUAACAUUUUAAUACUGAAAUGGACAUUCAUUAUGUGCCAAAAAAGGAAAUACAGAAUUAAAGAGGAGACCAAGACUGUAUCAGAGGGACACGUUUGCGAUGGUGAAGGAGAUGCACUAAUGAGGCUCAUCGUGCGUAAUGCCAGAAGAGCGAGCACCUUUCCUGAAGUUGGUCAGACUUUGUAACAUCACAGUGAUGAUGGAACAGUGUCACAUUGUCAUGACACGCUUAGAGUGACAUCAAAAAUCGGUAUGUGAAUCCUGUGAGGCUGUAUGAAGAGAUGGCUUCCUGACUGACCUGUUUUGUUUUUUGUUUUGUUUUUUGCUAGAGAUGUAGCACUUGGCUUAUUCAUGAGGCCUCUGGUGUCUCAGCCUCUGUAGUAGCCAUUUUAAGGGCUCCGUCACGCACUGAGGUGUGUGUUCAGACUCAUAUGAGCUGUCUACAGUAAUGCAAAUACAAUAUGCCCAUUAUUUAUUAUGUCAUAUUUAUUUAUCGUGAGGUUACCUUUCUGAGCCGUUACAGUGGACUCCGGCACUUGUAAUGUUGAAAGCAAUUUAUCUUAAACUAUCAAAACUACUUCUAUAUUUAAUCACAGUUUUUUUCAGUGAAAAACCUUCUGGGGGGCGAUGGGGGACCCAAGGCAAGGAGGUUCUACUUCAAACAAAAUGUUUUACGUAUCAUAUAAUGAGAGAAGACAGGGUAUGUGGUGAGAAACAGAAUCACAAAGCAUCAGAAAAUGUGCGUAUGAGUGCAGGAAUGUGUGCGAGUGGAAGUGUGGAUGUAUGACUGACGGAGUGAAAGGGAAAUACAGGAAUUAAAAUGCGAGAGUUAUUUGUAUGUUGAAGUACAACAGUGAAGAAGAAGAUCAUUCGUAAGUGUUUGAAAGCGACACAGGACUGCAUGUCUUCUUCAGCAGACCACAAAAGCCUUCCCUACAAACCUGGACGAAGCAUGAUGCAGCAGGACUGCAAAUUCCGACCACGUUCCACGCCCCCGAUCAGCUCCUGAUGACUGCAUCUCACAGUCACUGUAGCAUAAGGGACUACCUGACUCAAUUCUGUUCAUAUGGUUUAAGUUGCUGUAAAUCAGUAUGGUGAAUAUGGGAUCAGUGCUACUUGUCCAGAAGAAGAAGGCCUGCCCAUGGCUCUAUAACUAUGCUUGGCUCUUCACCUGGCGUAUUCCCAGCCCCAGAUGUAUCUCCAUCCACCCUCAUGGUACGGACUUUCUGUGUUCGAGCAACGGCAAGUAGAUUUUUCUAGUGCAGUUUUGGCGCAUGACGACGUUGAGAGUGAGAGAAUGAGCUUUUGGCUCUCACACUGCUAUAUGUGUGUAAUAAAGAGCUGCGAUUUUAUACACUCUUAGUAACUGCUUUCUUAAACUGACUUCCCUAUACUUGUCGCUUUGGCUGUUGUGCUAACAAUGAUUUUCCCCAAUGUUUAGGGUAGAAUACAAAGCUGUUGUAAUAAAAGAUUGUGAUGAUUAUUUUAUAAUUUA
Astyanax mexicanus (Mexican tetra) is the source of this 4658-nucleotide messenger RNA. RefSeq names its product pleckstrin and Sec7 domain containing 2 (gene psd2). The record is from RefSeq and is a predicted model, not a curated record. The transcript is spliced from 15 exons. Gene Ontology annotation, molecular function: protein binding; phospholipid binding; guanyl-nucleotide exchange factor activity. NCBI's taxonomy places the organism in Eukaryota, Metazoa, Chordata, Actinopteri, Characiformes, Acestrorhamphidae. Bases 298 to 2958 code for a protein of 886 amino acids. Gene Ontology annotation, biological process: regulation of ARF protein signal transduction.